GCGCGGCGGCGGCAGAGGAGGGAGCACUGCGGGAACCAUGCAGCUCCUGCCCAGCCUCUCCCCCGUCACCUGGCUGCUCCUCGGCGCCUUCCUGUGCCUCGUGGCCCUCUAUGGGAUAUGGCCCUACCGGACCUUCACGAAGCUGGGCAUUCCUGGUCCACGGCCUCUGCCAUUUGUGGGAACUUUCCUGGAGUACCGGCAUGGAGUCCACAAUUUUGAUCAGCAGUGCUUUGAAAAGUAUGGAAAAAUCUGGGGGUUUUAUGAUGGCAGGCAGCCUGUGCUGGCUGUUUUGGACCCCAUCCUCAUCAAAAACAUCCUGGUGAAAGAGUGCUACAACCUUUUUACUAAUCGCCGGAAUUUUCGUCUGAACGGGAUCCUGCAGUCAGCCCUCAACGUGGCUGAAGAUGAGCAGUGGAGGAGAAUUCGUACAGUGCUGUCUCCAACCUUCACCACUGGAAAGCUGAAGGAGAUGUUCCAUAUCAUUAAUCACUAUGGUGAAAAAUUAGUGAAAAACAUUGAGAAGAAAGUGGCUAAUGAUGAGUUCGUGACUGCAAAGGACAUUUUUGGAGCUUACAGCAUGGAUGUGGUGACCAGCACUUCUUUCAGUGUCAAUGUUGACUCCAUGAACAACCCCAAUGACCCCUUUGUCACCAACAUUAAGAAAUUUCUCCAAUUCAGUUUCCUAAGUCCUCUGGUCUUACUCUUAGUGUUGUUCCCCUUUGUUAUCCCUGUGCUGGAGAAGAUGAAGGUGACUCUGUUACCCUCAGACGUCAUGGACUUCUUCAAGAACGUCUUCACAAAAAUGAAGACAGAACGGGAAAAAGGUAGCAGCACGGACCGCGUGGAUUUCCUGCAGCUCAUGAUUGAAUCACAGAACUCACAUGAUGGCCCCAAGUCUGCUGAGACCAACUUGGACAAAACAUUAAAUGAUGAAGAGGUUCUGGCUCAGGCUCUUAUCUUUGUCUUUGCUGGUUAUGAGACCACCAGCUCCACCCUCAGCUACAUAGCCUACAACCUGGCCACCCACCCUGACGUGCAGCAGCGACUCCAGGACGAAGUCGAUGCACACCUGCCCAACAAGGCCACUCCCACAUACAGCGCCAUCACUCAGAUGGAGUACUUGGAUAUGGUGGUGAAUGAAUCCAUCCGGCUCUACCCUGCUGGGGGCCGGCUCGAGAGGGUCUGCAAGCAGACUGUGGAGCUCAGUGGAGUGACUAUUCCAGAGGGAAUGGUGGUCGUGAUCCCAGCCUUCGUGCUCCACCGGGACCCGCAGUACUGGCCGGAGCCGGACGAGUUCAGGCCUGAGAGGUUCAGUAAAGAGAACAAAGAGAGUAUUGACCCUUACACCUUCCUGCCAUUCGGGGCUGGCCCCAGGAACUGCAUAGGGAUGAGGUUUGCUCUCCUCGUCGUGAAAGUGGCUGUGGUUGUCCUGUUGCAGAACUUCUCAUUCAGACCCUGCAAAGACACACCGAUCCCACUGGUCCUGGACUCAAAAGGUUUCAUGCAGCCAAAGAAGCCCAUUGUCCUGAAGAUGGUCCCCAGAGCCCAGGCUGACCUGAAGAAGUGAAGGAAACAGGAACAGAGCAAGAGACUCUUAUUUAAUGGUGCCUCCUCCAGCUCUUGAGAGGAGACCAGGUUAAUGUGUGCGCUGUAGGAAUGUCAGGGGAGCAACCCCCCCCAUUUCAUGGGGGUUUGGCCCAGCACAAUUACAUGAGCAUUGUCCUAAUGAACAUGAGCCCCAGGUCCUGCUGUCCCCAGUCACAAUAGGCAUUUUGCAAGACCAUUUGCACUCGAGUUAUUUGGGCAUUUUUUUCUCCCUCUCUGAAGAGGCACUUUUCUAAGCAAUUUGAUUCCAGACACUGUCAGUCUCUUCUGGCAGUGUAAUUUAAAUCAAGAUGGGGAGAGCAAAUUGCACAUAGUUAAGUAAUGCUGCCACUUCUCCUGUUCCCACUGCCUGCUGGGUGACUAUGUGUGUCUUCUGGUUUUAUUCUCCUGGGAAUGCAGAGUUGUCCAGGGCUGUUUCCUCAGCUCUGUGCUAUGACCCUGACAAGUGUUAAAAUGGUCACGUCCUUACAGGACUGAAUGCCUGCAGCAGAUUUUCUGAUGCUGAUUUAUUUAGAUUUUGGUAUUAUUUUAGAUGGCUUUUGUGUGAUUCCAAGUGCAGAUGAGUUAACUGGAGGAGCCCAGAGAGAAGCA
This is a messenger RNA of Cyanistes caeruleus (blue tit), 2196 nucleotides long. Its product is annotated as cytochrome P450 3A12-like. Gene Ontology annotation, molecular function: iron ion binding; oxidoreductase activity, acting on paired donors, with incorporation or reduction of molecular oxygen, reduced flavin or flavoprotein as one donor, and incorporation of one atom of oxygen; heme binding. The record is from RefSeq and is a predicted model, not a curated record. Lineage: Eukaryota; Metazoa; Chordata; Aves; Passeriformes; Paridae.